This is a messenger RNA of Miscanthus lutarioriparius, 252 nucleotides long. NCBI's taxonomy places the organism in Eukaryota, Viridiplantae, Streptophyta, Magnoliopsida, Poales, Poaceae. The record is from the annotation of a GenBank genome assembly.
AUGAGCUCCAAGAGUACUCUGGUUGUUUUCGCCGUCACAUGGUUGCUGAUGGCACUCCUUGCUACGGCCGUGUCGUCAGCUGGCAACCAGGAAGCCGAGAACCAAGGGGUCUGCUUCUUAGUGAAAGGCACCUGUACACAAAAGCUGUGCGGUGGAGCGUGUGCUGUCAAGGGCUCCAAUGGUGUUGGGUCAUGCAAGGGGUCCUACUGCUGCUGCCAACCGAAAUCCCCCUCACACAUCGGUGUCCACUAG